AUGUACGUUGCAUCUUACGCAGGAGAGCAACGAGCAGCGCCGUUCCAUCGUGACAGAGAAUACUUCUCGGCAGAAGGCGUGAGUUCGUUGGCCCGCCGCAGUCUCUUCCAACUUGCUGCGGGGGCAGUGCCCUUUACUGAGGUGGCAUCGUCCAGCGCCGGCGCGACGGCGAAGGAGACACCUGCACGUUUCACACACGAAGGAACAAGCUUCGAGGAUAUGCUGAUGCGGGUGGCAGCCGCCGAGCGCCAGAAAGAACGGAUGCCUCGGCACUUUGGGCAGUAUCCGAACCCGGAGUGGCUGCCUCCCCAUCUUGAGGCAUGCCACAGACCCAGGGGUAUGUUCGUAGCACGGCUUCGACCUGGAAAAGCAGGGUGUGGUGCUGACAUCGCGACGGACGGAGCCUUCGCAAUGCACUCCCAGCACCCGCUGCUUCAGACACUUGGGUUUGCCCAGAAUACAACGCAGCACUUGGUGUACUGGGCUGAACGAAAGAUAGUCUUUUGGGGAGCGAGUGCAGCAGAAGCUUGGAGCAUCUGCCGCGACACCAUGUUCUUUUCCAGGAAUGGCAUGCUCCCGGCUUCCCGCCAUGGCCCCGGACCAAACAGAUGGAACAGGCGGGCGUGGCCAAGCUAUGCACAGCAUCGCAAGUUAAAGUUGAAGGGGCUGUGCGCGGGCAAAGUCUCCUUUGCCAUCAUGCUGUGGCAGGCGAGGUACAAGCAGGGCAGCCACGUGCCCGCAGCUCCAGAUUCAAAGGAUCAUGAUUAUGUGGGAGGUUCAGCUCCCAGUGACUCACUUGCCCAGUGCAUCAGCCACCGCAUUGUGGUUGGGAGGAUUCAAGAUGUUCAGAGGGUCGUCAGAGCAAACAUCCGGGAGUUCGUUACAAGCCCAGCUCUGUGGCUCCGCGUGCCAAACCCUUUCGACGUCGGCAUUGAUGCUCGUACUUGGAAGCACUACAUGGAUUGCGUGGAAUUUGAGUCCGGUAAGAUCACCCCCGAUGAUGACAUCGACGCACAAAGACAUCGAGACCUAAAGCGGCCAGAUCAGCAUUCUCUUUCCGAUCUGGAGCGGGCCAUAAAGCGUUUGGACGCUUGGACGAGGGUUAUGCUUCGCCUGAUUGAGCACGGGGAGAUGGUGGACAUAACUCUUAUCCUGUCACCAGUUGACCCUCUCAUCUCCAAGAGGGCUUGGGAGAGGCACUUGUGGAGCGUGCGCUGCAGGUUGGCAGUUCUGAGCGGGCCUGUUGUUCCAACACCGCAGCAAGAGCCUCCUCCCCAUGAUUAUUCGGGUGGGAAGACAGUGGAUGCGGCUGCUGCAGAUCUUACCAGCUUCGUGAGGGAUCUUCACUUCGAUGACACAACGCAUGAUACAGCUUUCAUGUUCGAUGUGGAGCUUGAUGACGAUGCUUUCCUGCAUCAGCCCCUUCCUUUGCGCCCCCUUCCACCAGAUCCAGACAGCCAGGAUGGCUUCAUCAGGCGGCCAAGGGCAAUCUUGGAGGAGCCCGAACAGGUUCAGCAAAUAACUCUCGCCGGAGAUGAUUCUGAUAGUGAAGAAGGCGUCUGGUAUCCAUCUUUCGAUUUGUCGGAUGGUGGUUACAACGAUGUUGUAUUGAAUGCAGUGCAGCCUCAGGACGGACAGAAGCCCAGCACCGACUACGAAGGAGGAGGCUUGCUGGAUGAACUGCUGGUUGAUCUGCCAGGUUUUUACUUCUCCUUCGACUACCUCAGAAAGUUAGCAUGCACCUGUACGAAGAUGUUGCGUGCCGUUCAAGAUCGUCGGCACUGGCGGGGCAGAAGAGUUUCAGUGAACACGGAGGAGUUUCAAGAUCCGACCAAGUUGCGCUGGAUGAUGGAGUCAUACUUGUGCGCGCACUUGGUCACGGUGAACAUUCGCCAGCUUGCCAUGUUCCAUGUCUUUCCUCGCAAUGUCAUGCUGGAGUGGACUGCGAGAGGUGUUGUUGGAGGACCUGGACCUGCAGCCUUCCGACAUAUGGCCGGCUUCGAGUCAUCUGGCCCACUCAUGGGCGCUGCCGUAUUCGAUGUUGUGCUGCCUUGCAAUGUCGUAGGCAUGUACAUUGGUGUACGUGACUGGUGUGAUUUGAACAGACGCAGACAGGCGUACUGCAGGCUCGACAAUGUCUUUCUGGAUAACGCCAUGGCUUCCUUUGGACUAGCUGACCUUCCGCCGCAGCCGCAUGUCAGCCGCAGACCUGUUCGCUUGCAACCCAACCGUGUUCACCGCUUCAGUGUCCGCUGGCACGCGAGGCUUUUCGAGAUCAUGUUGGACGGCGUUCACAUUGCAACAGCCAGGGCUCGGGAAGGAGCGCCGCCUGCUCCACGGGCUUUAUCCAGGCUGUUUGUCUGGGCUUUUGCUCGUCCCACUCCGGACCUCGUCAGCAUGGUUCAAUUUCGCCCAAUACGUUCACCAGUGGAAAUGACAGCUACAAUCACAUGUGUCAUCUGCAACAGAGACUUCGGGCUGGGCAUGCCUCGCUGGUGCGUGUGUCCGCGUUGCGACACAUGGGUUUGUGCGGCUCACGCUGGACAGCAGCCUGAGCGCUUCUGUUCUCGGUGUCCGAACCUUUUGCUCGACUAUGUCGGCGGAAGUUGCAGAGAUGAGAAGCCGUAUCCCAACGCAGGAGGAUCGACAACAUCCACUGCGAUGACACCAGAACAGUGGUUGCGCCUCACUUUGCACCGACAGGAGGCUCUUCGCCGACGUCGAGGCAGCAGCAAGGGAUAUGUCCAGCUUGAGUCUGAGUUCAACCGAAUUUGGCAGGCGUCCAUGAGUCCCUUGUGCUGUCCCACGUACGGGCGCGGAACCUCGCAAAUUCGACUUCCCCUACCGGCGAGAACCCCGUUGACGCUGCCUGUUUUAGAAGACUGCCCGACGAACUUUCUGGAAUUUACCAUUCCUUCUGUGGAUUGUGAUCUUCUGCGUCUGGCACAUAAACACCCAAGAGACGACUCAAUACGUUUCGUGGAGGAGACGCACACGUAUUAUUUGCGAGAGUGCAGGAUUCCAUUGUCUGUGACGGGCCUAGUGCAUAAUUUCGCGGCAGAGUUUGAUGCUGACAAGGCGAUUCAGUGCAUGAUGCAGAGCAGACGGUGGCCUCGACCAGAAUAUUCUGUCGAGCAUGGCGGCCUCCUGAUUCCAAUGAGCCCGCCCCAAAUAAAGGACCUUUGGAAAGCAAAUGCAACUGAGGCUGCUGCCAGGGGCACAUGGUUGCAUCUUCAGUUGGAGGUUCUUCUCAAUGGAGGCAAAGUCCAUGAGAACAAGGUGGAGCUGCAACUCUUUUCAACGUUUCUUCAGCAGAUGCCAAAGCUAAUUGCUUUCCGCUCUGAAUGGUGUGUCUACGGCGAGGAAGAAAAGCUGGCUGGGUGCAUAGACUUCGUGGCACAAACACCUUCGUCGGAUGUUAUCCUUUUCGACUGGAAGCGCACAAAGCAGCUACGCAGGAAGUAUGUGUCUCUGUGGUCCACCAUGAAACAACCUCUUUCUCAUCUGGACGACUGUGCCGGCAUACAUUAUCGCUUGCAAUUGAACUUGUACAAGUACCUAAUCGAGAAGUACUAUGGCUUGCGUGUUGCUGCUAUGUACGUUGUUUGCCUUCAUCCCGACAACCAGGAAGAGGGUCCUUUCAUUGAUUGCGUGCCAGACAUGCCGUCAGAGGUAGACGCGAUUCUGGAGGUUCGCCGGCUGAAGCUUGCAGGCCAGAGCUGCGAUUACAUCGGUGGAUCCUCAGGUUCAGGUCAGCUACCUCAGGCAGACGCAGCAGACGGAGAUUCUUCCCAGCUUGAUUCGGCGAUGCCAAACAUCGGUGAAGAUCCUGAAAAUGACCACCGGCCAUCUGAAGAAAUGGACGAGCAGUUGGACAGGGCCUCUCUUUCUGCCCUUACGCAAGAUUUGCAGGCUGCCAUAGAUGCGGUCGAGUGGGACGAAAGUAGCCGCACGGUGUUGUCCAAGGCCAGAAAGAGGAGUGCAUUGCCUGGCGCCGCCAGUACAAUGUCCAGAUUUGAAAGUACUUUCAACUCUCAGCUGCAACGUGCGAGGGAGUCUCUGGAGACGGCCAUUCCAUCCAACCGCAACGAAGAGAACAACAUUCUUCAGCAGACUGCUACCAUCCGGCGCAACGUGAUUGCGCAGGCCGGAGAGGUCCCAGAGGACCUACUGAGAGUAAUUGUCGCAGCGACAGUGGUCUAUCGGAUGCGGCUGAGUGAUAUGCAUGUCCGAGAGCAAGUCUUGCUGCUCUGGGUCAUAGAAGGUGAGGUUCAUAUGAGAUGUCACGGAGGCGACCUUUACUUUUACCGCGGUGGUGCCUUCACUUUGCACCGUGGCAUUCCACCGCAGGAGACCUUGGCAAGGUGCAAGCGUUACAUGUUGUAUCUUGAAGGCUUGUUUCGUCUGCUACCAGGCCCGAGCCCGAAGACAGAUGCUGAGGUCCUAAGUGCCGUGAUGAAUCUGUACGUGGAGCACAAUCGAAACUCUCGAGAGUUCUUGAGUGCAUGCGAGGAUGCUGCUCGCGUUGCCGUCGUUAGUCGUUCUCGCUCUAGCCGCCGUCUUGGGGAGGAGGAUGCAGCCCCGGAGGUGCAUGACUGUUCGCUGGCAGAUGCUAUUUCCAAGGUCGGCUUAACCAUGCAGCGGCAUCUACUUGAUGACAAGAUUUUCAGUCUAGUGGUGGAGUGGUGCGACACACCGCUAACCCGUGCGUCAGGAUGCUCGUACCAGGACUGCACAGUGCUCUACGAUUGCAGUCAGGACAGUUAUGUCAACUUUGUCAGCGACAGCCCGAAGAAUAAUAUCUACACGCACAUCCCACACCCACUACGCGAUCCAGUGCUGGAAGAAGCUUUGCAACGAACGCUUGCGUUCUACUCCGAAACCUUCUGGCUGAACAAUGAUGUCUUUCGCUGCAACCAGGCGGCCAUUGCGCUCGCCAAACGAGGUGUGGGGCAAAGCCUGUACUCCAGCCAUCUCGAUGCGGUUUACGCUUCCAACCACAAAUUCAUCGACCCAAACAUAUGGUUUGAUGAGACCGAGAUGAGGAAACAGGUCGAACAAGCUGCCGGGUGUUUUAUUCUCACGGCGCAAGAAGCGCCCGAAACGAACAGGCGCAUGAGAGAAGAUCUCUACAAGAAGACUAUGUCGGCUGACGGCAUUGCAGGCAGACGACCUUAUGGAAUUAUCACCCGCAUGAUAGAGCUUGUUGCAUGGAAGAGGUAUGAGCUGAACCGACUCAUGAGAUUUGUGGGGGUAACAGAAAAGAAUUUCGAUUCCAUCUUCAGACGAUCCUGUGUCUGGUUGCCGCAAGCUCGUUUCAUUGAGGAGACCAUCAUCAAGAACAAGUUCACCGAUGCCAAUACGGCCGGCUACUUUCGCAAAGACGAUUCCCUGAAGAAAUUCCUUUCUAGCGGACCCUGUAUUGCAGCAGCAUUGCGGUUACAGCAUGGCUUCGAAGUGCAGCACUCUCGUGAGAUGUGCAAGGAUCUGAUCGAAGCAUAUGCCAAUCAGCCGCUAACCGAGGACGCAAUGAGGGAAGCGUGCGGUCUGCCUCGCAAACAUCGGUCGGGGCCGGACGGUGAACUCACCAUUCCUGUGGAUUCUUCUAGCCAGGAGAGUAAGAAAGAUACCGACCAGCAGUUUGUCAAUGUGGCUGAAGCCAUCCGGGAGGAAUGUCUGCAAAAGGGCAAGACAAUAUUCACGAAGGGUAUGUUCAAGUACCUGAAGCUGCCGACCGAGCACCCAACUGACAUGACAAGGGAUGCUAUAUGGGAAGUCCUACUUUCGCGCAAGUUGGUAAUGGCCGCCAACCUGGACAACUCCAAGUACAAGGAUUGGCGUGAUGCCUUUCAUUCAGGUUCCGGUCAAGCUGGCCACUUUCGUGAACACAAGCCCUGGGUCGGAUGUGACACAUCGGAAGUGCAUGAUGUGGCAUCUCUAUUGAAGUAUGCCAAUGGUUGUCCUGACAGAGAAGCCAACGUUUUUCAAGUUCUUGAGUAUCUGGACAAGUCAAUAGCCAGGCUUAAGAAGCGAGGCAAGCAGUCCGCCACUGCCAUUGAGAAGAUGGCCAACCUGGAGAAGAUGAGAAAGAAGUUGGUCGCGUCCGAAAGGAUGCUAGAAAGUCUUUUGCGUGACCAGCGUGCUCAGUCACAUGAAGCUCCGGAAGGUAAAAGGAGAAGGAUAGCCUGCAAGACAUCUGCCUGUGUUGUUAAUGCAGCAAGGGUGGAGCAGACGUUUCGGUAUCGACGCAACUUCCAGGACCUCAUUCGCACCAGAGCAUAUGUGGAAGGCGAUGGUGCUCAGAAGUGCUCUCGAAGGAUUCUGCAGAUACUUUGUGCUGAUACGCAUGAUCUCGACAUCUCCAAUUCCGUCUUCGUCAUUAUGCAUCAGUUGUUCGAACGGCUGGACAUGAAGAAGGUAAUGCCAGCACAUCUUUGGGAAGUUCUGAGAAAGGUAGCUACAAAUCGAAGCGGUGUCUGCAACGAAUUGGGGCUGACUGUCAAAGAAGGCAAGGAGGUGCUUCACUCGUGCCUUUUCGGUGCCAAUACUCCUGUAAGCCUUGGCACCAACGAGUUUAUGCAAUCAUUCCAGCGGAUGGCGCUCUUCAUGCGCUGGACGGCGUGCUCGCUGCUUCCCGAUGUGUAUGAACUUGUGAGGACUAUGAAAGAAAAGCGAAAUCCUGAUGCAUCGGUGUUAUUCUAUUUGUAUGCGCUGGUGGAAGACACUGUUCUACAGGCAUGGGAAGACCAUCUGGUGCGCCAAUUUAGCCCGAAACAUAUCUCCCUGCACUUCGACGGGCUACGGAUCGACGCGUCGUGCUUAUCUGGAACACCGUUGGGAGUCCAUGGUGCAGAAACGGAAAAGGAGAUCUUGAAAAGAACAGGGUUCAAGGUGACUGUUGUCGAGAAGCAGCACAAAUACUUCAUGGAGUUAUGCAGGCAAUAUGGAGCCGCAAGGGACGAUGAGGCUUUGCACGAUGCUAAGUAUGCGUGUCUGCGAAAAGAUGGCAACUGUAUUCUUCGGGCAGUGGCCCAGCUGUUUCCAGG
Molecule: messenger RNA, 7046 nt
Organism: Symbiodinium sp. CCMP2592
Lineage: Eukaryota; Dinophyceae; Suessiales; Symbiodiniaceae
Source: the annotation of a GenBank genome assembly